AUGUCGCAUAACGUUGAAUUUGAAUCCCUAAUUAAGAAUUCAGAAACCCAAGAACCACCGCAACAAGGAAGAGCUCCUCCGUCCGAAACCCCAUCCUCUGCCGUUUCCAGCACCACCACAAUGGUCGAUACUGAAAAUGAAGAAUCCCAUUCGAACAAUUCUGAUCCGCCAAAGUAUCCCAAUGUUUCGUUCAGCAUUUGGCCACCGAGGGAGCGCACUCGGGACGCCGUGAGGAACCGUCUUAUCGAGACCCUUUCCACACCCUCCAUUCUGUCCAAGCGCUACGGCACCAUGUCGGCCGAGGAAGCCGUGGAGGCAGCCAAGAUCAUUGAGGAGGAGGCGUUCCAAGCAGCGGGGGCGACAACCACCACUGAGGGUGAUGGGAUCGAGAUUCUGCAGAUCUACUCUAGGGAAAUCAGCAAGAGAAUGCUGGACACUAUGAAGGCUAAAUCUGGUGAACCGAAGCCAGAAGCUGAAGACAAGGAUCAGCCCAAGGAGGAAGAUGCGGAGUCCACGGCUCCACAACAGAGUGAGAAAAUUGAGGCUUCUGUUGAUGAUGAAUAA
Messenger RNA from Fraxinus pennsylvanica, 564 nucleotides. Lineage: Eukaryota; Viridiplantae; Streptophyta; Magnoliopsida; Lamiales; Oleaceae. The record is from the annotation of a GenBank genome assembly.